Molecule: messenger RNA, 3494 nt
Organism: Carcharodon carcharias (great white shark)
Lineage: Eukaryota; Metazoa; Chordata; Chondrichthyes; Lamniformes; Lamnidae
Gene: capn9
Product: calpain 9
Exons: 20
Coding region: 109-2208 (699 amino acids)
Biological process (GO): proteolysis
Cellular component (GO): cytoplasm
Molecular function (GO): calcium ion binding; calcium-dependent cysteine-type endopeptidase activity
Source: RefSeq, a predicted model, not a curated record
AGAGGUGGAGUGCUCUAGGAACAGGUAGGACAUUCCAGGGCAGGUGAAUCUGUGCACAGACAGGUGAAGCUACACCUUGAUCGGGGACUCGCUCCUUAUCUGCCAAACAUGCCUUAUGUAUUCAGCUCGGCGAGUGGGGGUUCCCAGAAAAAGAAGGCGGUGAAAGACCGGGGGACCAUCGGAGUGAAGGCGAGAAAACCCACCUAUCAGGAACUGAAAAAUCAAUGUCUGAAUCAGGGCGUUCUAUAUGAGGACCCGGAAUUCCCAGCGGACGAAUCGUCUCUGUUUUACAGCGAUAAACCGGCCGUUAGCUUUGAGUGGAAACGGCCGAAAGAGAUUUCAAGUGAUCCAAAGUUUGUUAUUGAUGGAGCAUCGAGGACAGACAUCUGCCAAGGAGACCUGGGGGAUUGCUGGUUCCUUGCUGCUGUAGCUUCGCUGACUCUUAAUCAGAAGAUAAUGGCCCAGGUUGUUCCUCUGGAACAGACAUUUGACCGUAAUUACGCUGGAAUCUUCCACUUUCGGUUUUGGCAAUAUAACGAGUGGGUGGACAUCAUAAUUGAUGACCGUUUGCCAACCUUUAGAAACCGUCUGGUGUUUUUACACUCUGCCAGUAAUAAUGAGUUCUGGAGUGCCCUACUGGAAAAGGCCUAUGCCAAGCUAUACGGCAGCUAUGAAUCGCUGAAAGGGGGCAGCACAUUAGAGGCCAUGGAAGACUUUACUGGUGGCAUGGGAGAGACAUUUGAUUUGAAAGAGGCGCCCCCAAAACUGUAUACCCUCAUUCAAAAGGCAUUGAAACGGGGCUCCAUGUUGGGAUGUUCCAUUGACAUUACGAGUGCGACUGAAACAGAAGCUCGCACCACGACAGGACUUGUCAAAGGACAUGCAUAUUCUGUUACCGGUUUGGAUCAGGUGAACUCCAGAGGCCAACCAGUGCAGCUGAUCCGUGUAAGAAAUCCUUGGGGUCAAGUAGAAUGGAACGGACCCUGGAGUGACGACUCACCUGAAUGGAAAACAGUGGAUGCAGCUGAUUAUAAAAGGCUGAACGUGAUCUCCAAAAAUGAUGGCGAGUUUUGGAUGGAGUUUGAUGAUUUUAAGAAAAAUUUUGACAAAGUAGAAGUCUGUAACCUUACACCAGACUCGCUGGGUGAGGAUGCUUUUCACAAAUGGGAAGUGACAGUUUUUGAAGGGUCUUGGACCAAAGGCUGCACCGCUGGAGGCUGCAGGAACUUCCAAGACACUUUCUGGAUCAAUCCACAGUAUAAAGUAAAGCUGCUGGAGGCUGAUGAUGAGCAAGAAGACGGCAAAGAUGAAUGCACAUUUAUUGUGGCUCUCAUGCAAAAGAACAGACGCAAACUGCGGAAGGAAGGAGCCGAGUUGCUGACCAUUGGGUUCGCCAUUUAUGAGGCUGAAAAUGACAUUGAUCAUCUGCCGAAAGAGUUCUUCCGAUUUCAUGGUUCGAUUGCAAAGAGUAAGACGUACAUUAACAUACGGGAAAACGCCCAAAGGUUUAAACUUCCACCAGGAGAUUAUCUUAUUGUUCCAACUACUUUUCAACCUGAAAUGGAGGCUGAUUUCAUCGUUCGAUUUAUUUCGGAGAAGAAAGCUGUAACUCUUGAAUUGGGCGAUAAAAUUGGUGCAGAUCUACCGGAGCCACCAAAACCAACAGCCAACCCCCAGGAGGAAAGUCAAGAGGAAAAGCAGUUCCGCGCCCUGUUCCAACAAAUCUCAGGGAAGGAUAUGGAAAUCAAUGCUUAUGAGCUGCAGGAUAUUUUAAGUACUGUCUUCUCUAAACAACAGGAAAUGACACCUGACGGUUUUGACAUUGAGACAUGUCGCAGUAUUGUGUCUCUCUACGGUAGAGACAAUGCUGCAGGACUUGGAAUUGACGAAUUUAAGAUCUUCUGGAAUCGAAUGAGGCAGUGGAAGAGCGCUUUCUUGAGUUGCAACCAUGACAAAUCAGGAACCGUAUCAGCUCAUGAGCUCCGAACUGCCGUCAAGAACUCAGGUUUUCAGCUCAACAACCAGUUACUGCAGCUGUUGGUCCUCCGAUACAGAGACCCGUACCUACAAAUUGAUUUUGAUAACUUUGUCCGUUGUAUGGUUCGAUUGGAGACUUCGUUCAGGUUGUUCAAGUCAUUUGACACCCGGCAGACUGGUGAGGUGACACUGGACUUGAUGCAGUGGCUCUACAUGACCAUGAACAUCUGAAGGUGGAACUGGAGAUCCUCACACUUCAGAGUAUUUUGUCAUUUGAAAGAUCUUGAUUUCAGCAUUAACAGGGGUACUAUAUGUAACAGAAUGAGGCCUUAUUUGUUCACUUUGUAUUGUACUUUAGUAUAUCUGCUUGUCCUUGCUGGAGGUGUUUUGGAGAAGAUUCCUGUUAUUGACACUGUUGCUUAAUGGAUAUUAUCUGCUCUGCUAUUCCUCCAUUCUGAGACCAAUGUUUGCAGACAUUCCACAUGUAUUAUGUGUUCUAAGACUAGAGCAGUCCAUAGCAUAAUUGUGACCUCCUCAUGAGAUAAGAAAAGACAGGUCAUUAAAUCCCAUCCUCUAGUACCUAAACUUUCCCAUCUGUUAUAUUAAGUCUUUCAUUGAAGCCCAUCUAUCUAGUACAUUAAUUGUUCAAUUUUGAUCCUUCUAGUAAUUUCAUCAAAACUCAUCCCUCUGGUAUAUUAACUUUCCCCUCAAACUCCAAGGCUCUGGUAUAUGAACUCUCUCAUUGUACCCAGCUCUCUAGAACAUUAGUUGUCCCAUUGAAGCCCACUUUUUAGGCUGUGGAAUCCACCUCCAGCGUUAGUGGUAAAUGUAGAAAUUGCCUAUAUUCAAGAUUACAUUGGACAGGCGGGUGAAGGAAAAGUGGAUAAAGGGAAUGGGCACAGGUUAGGAAAGCAUGAUAAGAGCUGUUUGCUUAGGUGGAGGAUAAACACUAAUGCAGAGUGGUCGGGCCAAAUGCCUGUUUCUUUACUGUAUUGUACUUUCCCAUUCAGGUCCAUCCCUUUUCUAGUCUUCUCCCAUUGAAAGACACCCAUCUAGUACCUUAACUCAACAAUUAAAGGCUGUCCUACAAGCCUAUUAACUCCCCCACUGAAAUCCAUUCCUCAGGUACAUUAAUUCACCUAUUAUGGCAUCUAAUUACAUGUUUGAUAACCCCAACCUUUUAGCCUUUGUACCUUACUCAGUUAUUUCUCCCAUUUUUCAACCUAGCUAUGAACAUGGGUCACUUAAUAGGCACAGAGGGCACAAAAUUCUUGAACUUCAUUCAAGAGAACUUUUUUAGCCAGCACAUAAGCCCAACAAUUCUAGAUUUAGUCUUAGGAAACAAAGCUGGGCAAGUGGAUGAAGCAACAUUGGGUGACCAUUUUAGAGUAAGUGACCAUAAUAUAGUUAGAUUUAGCAUAAUUGUGGAAAAGGAUAAAGAUAGGAUAGGAGUAAAAGUUCUAAAUUGGGUGAAAAUUAGGUUAUUUAAAAAGGGUGCAAGGGAUAGGUCAGAAAAU